CCUAAAGCCUGUCGUAGUCGCGAAUUGCGUUGUGGCAUUAUGUACACGACAUGCGAUUGUAUUAAACGUAACGGUCUGCAAGAUAAAUGCCCACGUUCGCUGUGCCAAGGUCGUUCAGCUUGUAUGUGUUUCCCAACACCUAAUUGUUGCCCUAGUUCGUUUCCUCUACGCUAUGCCAAUAUGACUAUGGGUGUGAUUAAGAAGAAAAAUACAAAUAAUCGUCGUGCAGGAGGAGGCAAUGGCAAUGGUAAUGGUAACGGCAGUUGUUGCAGUAACGGCAAUUGUUGUAGCAGCAACGGCGGUGGUUGCACAUGGAACCCAUGCAGCGAUCCAGCUUACUGUGGAUUAUCCAAUCCGCAAUGUGGAGCCCCAUCGCCAAUACCAUGCUCACCAACACCAAGAUGUUGCCCACCCUUACCUGAAGGUGGCAUACCAGAUCCACGAGUAUGGAAUAGCUGCAAUACGCCGCAAGUUUAUCCCUGUGGCUUUUAAUAGUGGACGAGCAUUUUCUAUCGCCGCUGGUUGUGCCUGGCCGGCUAACGGAAACGAAACUAAUUAUUGAUGAUCAAAAACCCUGAAAAUUGCAGC
This is a messenger RNA of Glossina fuscipes, 588 nucleotides long. Its product is annotated as cell wall protein qid3-like. The transcript is spliced from 2 exons. NCBI's taxonomy places the organism in Eukaryota, Metazoa, Arthropoda, Insecta, Diptera, Glossinidae. The record is from RefSeq and is a predicted model, not a curated record. Bases 40 to 492 code for a protein of 150 amino acids.